CGACAUGAACAGUUCGAAAUAUACCGGAUAUCAAGGUAGAUUUCACAUGGGCGGUGAAAUUAAAUCGAAUCACUUUAGAUUUGAUUGGACUGUGGCCUAAAACCGCACGGAACCCUCGACAGAAGUUAAUGUGCAAUUUUCGAGCACUUAUCGUCUUUCUGUCGAUAACAUUCGGCGUUCUGAUCCCUUCUAUACAUUCCUUCAUAAGAAUUUAUGGAGAUAUUAUGUUAAUGAUAGAUAAUUUACAAUUUACUUUACCAGCUAUAACUUGCACAAUAAGAAUCAUAAUUUUUUGGUGGAAGAAAGAAGCUAUCAUACCAAUCAUAGAUAUGGUUGCGGAGGAUUGGAGAAAAUUGAAAAAUGCGCAAGAGAGAAAUAUAAUGAUCAGAAAGGCGCAGAGUGCACGCUUACUUAUUAUGUGCGCAUAUUGCAUCAUGACAGUAGGAUGCUUGUUUAUCAUCGUUCUUCCUGGAUUUGGAAUGUCGAUAAGACUGACGCCCAAUAUUACUGAUCCAGGCAGAUUAGUGCCUCUGCAAACCCAUUACAUUUACGAUGUAUCAAAACGACCUCAGUAUGAAUUGACGUAUAUAAGUCAAGCAAUCUAUAUAGUUCUCGCAGUUAUGUCUUAUACUGGAAUCGAUCAUUUCCUUGGGCUGCUAGUUUUCCAUAUAUCCGGCCAAUUAGACAUUCUCAAGGAUCGUUUGACACAUUUAGAUAAAUACAUCAACUCUCACGACAUGUUAAGGACAUGUGUGGCACGACACAUUUGUUUACUUAGGUUUGAUAUUUACGAAAAAUAUGUAAUAUAUAUGAAAUCCAUACAACAGAAUAACGUUAAAAAACAACACAGCAAUAUCUAA
Molecule: messenger RNA, 860 nt
Organism: Temnothorax curvispinosus
Lineage: Eukaryota; Metazoa; Arthropoda; Insecta; Hymenoptera; Formicidae
Exons: 3
Coding region: 129-860 (243 amino acids)
Biological process (GO): detection of chemical stimulus involved in sensory perception of smell; sensory perception of smell
Cellular component (GO): plasma membrane
Molecular function (GO): odorant binding; olfactory receptor activity
Source: RefSeq, a predicted model, not a curated record